GUGACGGCCCCGGGCGGGCAGGGCCGGGCCGGGCAUGGCGGAAGCGGAGGCCAAGAUGAAGCAGUUGUGCGGCGGGGCCGGGGCCGGGCCGGAGGCGGAGCGCGGCCGCUUCCCGUACUGCGUGGUGUGGACCCCGAUCCCUGUCCUCACAUGGCUAUUCCCAAUCAUCGGCCACAUGGGGAUCUGCACAUCCACUGGAGUCAUUCGGGACUUUGCGGGGCCAUACUUUGUGUCAGAAGACAACAUGGCAUUUGGGAAGCCAGUGAAGUACUGGAAACUGGAUCCCAGCAAAGUGUACUCCACUGGUUCCAAUGCCUGGGACACGGCUGUUCACGAUGCCUCCGAGGAGUACAAGCACCGGAUGCACAACCUCUGCUGUGAUAACUGCCACUCUCACGUAGCUCUGGCCUUAAACCUGAUGAGAUACGACAACAGCACCUCAUGGAACAUGGUGAAGCUUUGCUUCUUCUCCCUGCUCUAUGGGAAGUACGUGAGCAUAGGGGGAUUCGUGAAGACCUGGCUGCCCUUUGUGCUCUUCCUGGGGGUGAUUGUGACCGUGGUUCUCACUCUCCAUUUGCGGUGAUGGCAGCUCCGAGCUCCCCAUUCCAUGGGCACCCAAAGGAAGAGACUGUGACUGAUGCAGCGAGGUGCAGGCCUGGCACUCUGGGAGGAGCUUUCCAGGGAAGGUGGCAGCUCCACUCCAUUGUAAACUGCUCCUCUUGAAGCUUCUUUUCCUCCCGUUUCUGUUCUGUUGGUGCAUCUCCGGCAGCAGGGCUUCCAUGGCUCUCCCUCUUGCUGCAGUCUGGCAGGUAGGAAUGCAGCCAGGAGGGAUGAGGCAGAUGUGGGCACCUUCCUUUCAUCACCACAUACAUCCACAGGGCAAACCCUGCCUCUGCUUCGGGAGCACAGGAUGCCCCUUGUCAGGUUCUCUCUGGUUGCUUCCUCUUGGCAGAGGUCAUCAGAUGCUUCCCCCAUCUCCACCAAGGAGCUGUUGAUUCCCUGUCGCAGGUUUCCAGGUGGAGGUGUGGGUUCCUCCCAGGGACACCCCAUUGCUGACAGGAAGGUGCUGAUGCUCCUCUGAGGAACAUGGGCAGGGCCAAUUCAUCCCGUGCUGCUGGGGAGCCCAUGGAGGCAGCAGUGUCCAUCCAGCAGCUUGGGAUGGUGCAGGGCAGGCUGCAGAGCUGGGAGCCUCCUGCUGGGUCCCUUCUAGCUUGUGCCAGAGAACACAGAGCAUCCCUGCUUGUCCCUGUGCUCGGAGCAGCUCAGGUUGUUGUUACACUGCUCACCAGACACUUCCCUUCCCUUUGCUGCCUGUCCUUUGUGUGGUGCAGUUACUGAGCCUGCAGAGGUGGCUGGAGCAGCAGGUCCGUGUCUGUGGGAGGCUCAGUGUAGGGGUUUGAAAGCAUCCUGAGACCUGGGGCCAUCAGAGCUUGACAAGAGGUGAAGGGACUGGACAAUACCCAUGUUCUGAUCGGGUUUUGCAGUGUUAAACUGGGGCCCUGGGUUCCUUGUGACUCAUUCCAGGGUGAUGCAUGAGCUCUGAAGGGCUUUGCAGGACUGGCUUUGAUGUGAGGGAUGCUGCUCUGGCAGCAUCAAGGGGCUGAUGGCCCUUUGAAGGCCUGGGUGGGACAGGACAGGUAGUGGGGGGAUAGCUCCAGGUCUCCUAUGGAGAGGUUCUGGCCUCAGAUGCUGCUUUUUGGGGGGCUCUGAUGCAGGCAGCCUGUUACAGACGUGUGGCUAAAGGGUGAUGUGCAGCUGAGCAGGGCCCCCAGACUGCAGAGGCAAGAAAACAGCCCUCCCAGCUCCUCCAGCCCUAUGGGAGGGAUGGGAACCCCUUUGACUGCUCCAUCCCUGCAUUUCCUCAGUCACCCUUCCCCUCAGCAUCCCCCCGUGUGUCACCUGGUACUGGCUGUUGAGUGGG
Messenger RNA from Melopsittacus undulatus (budgerigar), 1921 nucleotides. RefSeq names its product transmembrane protein 222 (gene TMEM222). The record is from RefSeq and is a predicted model, not a curated record. Lineage: Eukaryota; Metazoa; Chordata; Aves; Psittaciformes; Psittaculidae. The coding region runs from base 35 to 583 and encodes 182 amino acids. The transcript is spliced from 6 exons.